Molecule: messenger RNA, 3221 nt
Organism: Crotalus tigris (Tiger rattlesnake)
Lineage: Eukaryota; Metazoa; Chordata; Lepidosauria; Squamata; Viperidae
Gene: AIG1
Product: androgen induced 1
Exons: 5
Coding region: 192-644 (150 amino acids)
Cellular component (GO): endomembrane system; membrane
Source: RefSeq, a predicted model, not a curated record
AUCCCCCGUGGUGGAGAACACUGAGCGGCGCCGAACGCGCGCGAACGUUUUCGCGCGCCGCUUCCACCGGCUCUACGCUUGCGGAGCGCCUGACGCGCGCGUCCUGAGCCGCAAGCGAAGCGCGCGCCCGUCGCUUUUAGCCGCCUUGGUUCGUUCGGCGCUAAAGGCUUUAAUUAGGAAGGAGACGCAACAUGGCGAUCGUACCCGGGCAGGUGCUGCGGGUCGCCAUUCUCCUCUCCUAUUUUUCCAUCCUGUGCAAUUACAAGGCCAUUGACAUGCCAGCGCACCAGACCUAUGGAGGCAGCUGGAAAUUUCUGACGUUCAUUAACCUGGUUGUUCAAGCAAUCUUUUUUGGGAUCUGUGUUCUGACUGAUCUUUCCAGCCUUCUGACUAAAGGAAAUGACAACCAAGAACAACAAAGGCAACUAAGAAAACUCAUCUCCCUACGUGACUGGAUGAUGGCUGUCUUAGCUUUUCCCAUUGGGGUUUUUGUUGUGCUAAUGUUUUGGAGCAUCUAUAUCUAUGACAGAGAACUUGUUUACCCCAAGCUCCUUGAUAAUUUUAUACCAACUUGGCUGAAUCAUGGAAUGUGGAACUCUAUAUUCUUGUGGGAUGAAGUUUUAGCAGGUUUAUACAAGAUGUGAAGAUCAUCCCAGCUUCAAGCUAAAGCAACCAGACUUCUACACAAGGCAGUAGUGGUCUAGGAAGAUAUGGAUGAUCAUUUUUGAGACAGUGGGAAAAGCCUCAUUUCAUACUGAGCAGAAGAAUCCAGUGAUAAACUAUUCCUGUAUUUUAUCAAGAAAAUACUGCAGUCAGUAAAUAUAAAAUGAUUGAUGAUAUAAUGGCAAAUGGCACUCAACAUGCUACUAAGGAAGAGCUGAGGAACUUUUGCAAUAUAAAUGGUGUUUAUUUUAUUAUAUGCAUAAUUUUUAUCAAGAAUUUUGAUUAUAAUAGUAAAAUAUAAUACAAAGUAAAGAAAGAAAAGACAAUAGAAAGGAGUAAAAAGCACAAGAAAAAAGGACAGAAGAAAGAAAAAAAAGUAAGACUAUAAUAAAGAUAAAAGAAAUAUAUAAAGAUGAUUUCCAAACUUCAUCACAACAAUUAUAAACCAACUUAGUAACCCUCUGUGUUACAAGGUUCAAAGGAAAGUGGAAGAUUGGAUUUACCUGAUUUGAAAUUGUAUUUUACAGCUUAUUUUUUUGGUUUGGAUAAAAGAGUGGAUAUUGCUGAGAAAUAGAAGAUUUUCAGAGAUAGAAGGAUAUGACCUGAGAUUUGGUUGGCAUGAAUAUAUCAUGAAUUUGUGGUACAAUAAAUUCAAGGUUAAUGUAGAUUUUAAAAAUGUAUUUUUAAAAUGUAUGGUAAAUGUAUUAUACUGAGAAUAUGGAAUAAUAGUCAAACCAAAAUGGUUAUAUCACAAGAUGCUACAAUUCUGUCAAAGGGAAUGUAAAAUAACAUCAAGAGAGCAACUAAUGGCAGAGGGCCAUAGCUGUCAAUGGUUUCCUUAUUACAGUUAUCAGAAAGAUUUAGAGUAGAUAAAACAAUGUACAGUGUUGAAUAUUGAAGACUGAUUUUGAAACAGAAUUGUGUACAAAUGAUGAACUUGUGAUUGCUAAAAUGAUAAAAUAAAAUGAUUGCUAAAAGUUUGAUUGAAGUUUGAAAGAGAAGAACAAGUUAAGGUAUGAUAAAGUAGACUAAAAUUGUGGAUUAUAGAAGACAUUCCUUACUUACAAGAACUUUUUUAGUAUUAAAAGAUUAAGUUAGAUCAAUACUCCAGUCAUUACCAAAUCAAAAAGCUUCAGGAAUAGAUAGAAUAUAUAUAGACAGCAAGCAACAGAAGAAGUAUCAUUACAAAUUGUUAGGAAACUAUGGCAGUAAAAGUGGAAAAUGAAACAGUGGUCAAUGAACUGGAAGAGGUCAGUCUCUACAGAAUAAUACCAAAAAAGAGAGAACACAGUGUAUAAACUAUCACACAAUGUCCUUAAUUACACAUGCUAGCAAAAUAAUGCAUAGUACCAUUAAAUAUAGAUUAAAGGGAAAUGCCAGGUAUUAAAACUGGUUUUAGAAAAAGCCAAGGAACAGGGAACUUUAUUGUUGAUGCUUGCUGGAUAAUUGAAAAAAAAAUCAAAGAAUAUAAGAAAGAAGUUAAUAUGUGUUUCAUUGAUUAUAGAAAGACCUUUGAUUGUUCUGACUAUUUCAAAUUGUGGAACAUGCUUAGCAAAAUUGGAAUUCCAGAACAACUCACUGUUCUCAUGCAAUAUCUCAUGCAUAGGUCAGGAAGCCAGAAUCCAGGUAGAACAUAGCAAAACAGAACAUAGCAAAAGAAGUGAAACAAGACUGUAUUACUCUCGUAUUUAUUCAAUCUAUAUGCCUAUUGAGGAAGCUGAAUUGGAAGAAUAUGAAUAAGUUUUAUUGUUAUGGCUGUUUUGUCAGUCAAAAUUUUAUGUGCAAAUGCACAGCCUUAGGAAUGGGGUUAAUAUGGUCAGUAGACAAUAGACAAUAAAUUUAUUUUAGUAGCUUCAUUCAGAAUUUAUUGAACACAAGAAAUGUCAGCAGAAAAGGUCAGCAAGGACAAUGCUACAUUAGCCUUGCCAAAGGCCACUUGAAUGUUAGAAAAAGCUUCCUAAUGGUAACAACAGUUUGUUAAUGGAACAAAGAUUGUAGGAUCUCCUUUACUGGAUGUGAUCAAGGAGAGGCUGGACAGAGGGUUGGAUAUCCUGGAAGUAGAUGUCAUUUUGGGAGUGGCAGAAGCCUCUUCAUGACAUCCCAGAGUGAUGCAAUCUGCACAACUAUUAUCUUCUGCCUUUUUGUCUCUGCAUGGAAUUAAAGUGCUGACAGUUCUUUUGUAAUACAAAAUAAAUAUCAGUGUUAUGAAAACAUGCAAGGGUACUUUAAGAGUAAAAAAAUAUCUACUUUGUUUGACAUCUAGUUCAUGGGUUGCCUAACUAUGUAAUCUAAUUAUUUGCUUUUGUGGGUAAAAAUUAGUUCAUAAUGAAGGGUAAUUCUCAGAUUCACUGUUUUAAUUUAAUUGCUUUCUGUUUUACUUGGACAUAUAGCAGGCCCAAUGAUACAUUUAAUGAAUAACAAUUGCCUAAAUUAAAGUGAAAUAUCAUAAUAGCUAAAUCUAUUAUAGCAGGGGUCCCCAACCCUCGGUCCGUGGACCAGUACCGGGCCACAGCAUGCCAGCAACCAAUCUGCAUAAACAAGCAAAGCCCAUCCGCAGA